Messenger RNA from Monodelphis domestica (gray short-tailed opossum), 6822 nucleotides. It is a transcript of the gene ALKBH8, whose product is annotated as alkB homolog 8, tRNA methyltransferase. Lineage: Eukaryota; Metazoa; Chordata; Mammalia; Didelphimorphia; Didelphidae. Gene Ontology annotation, biological process: tRNA methylation; tRNA wobble uridine modification. The record is from RefSeq and is a predicted model, not a curated record. Gene Ontology annotation, molecular function: 2-oxoglutarate-dependent dioxygenase activity; tRNA (5-carboxymethyluridine(34)-5-O)-methyltransferase activity; tRNA binding. Gene Ontology annotation, cellular component: cytoplasm; nucleus.
UUCGCAGGCUGAUGGGAAAUGUAGUGCUACUCUUUCCAACAUGGCUGCCUCCAGUGCCAGCAUAGAGAACUACCAAAGUCAUUCAAAACUUAGUAAAACUGAGAAGAAAUUCUUGAGGAAACAAACAAAAGCCAGACACACAUUGCUGAGACAUGAAGGCAUUGAGAGUGUGUCCCAUGCCACUGAGAGCCUGGUUAUUGCCAAUGGAGGUUUGGGUAAUGGUGUGAGUAGGACCCAACUGCUUAACAUAUUUGAAAGAUGUGGAUCUGUGGAAGCGCUCUUAAUGCCACCUAACAAACCCUACUCCUUUGUAAGAUAUAGGACCAAAGAAGAGUCUCAAAAAGCCUAUGUAGCUCUCAAUGGAAAGGAAAUGGUAGAUGACUUGGGACAAAAUAUCACUCUGUACUUAAAUUUUGUGGAAAAAGUGCAUUGGGGAGAUCUCAGGCCUUCAGUAUUACCUCCAGGCCUCAUGAUCAUGGAAGAAAUUGUGUCUCCAGAGGUUGAGAAAAUUUUAUUAGAAAGUAUUGAUUGGACUCACAAUUUAGUUGAUGAAAAUGCUCAGAAAUCUUUAAAACAUAGAAAAGUAAAGCAUUAUGGGUAUGAAUUUCGCUAUGAUAACAACAAUGUAGAUAAAGAUAAGCCAUUACCUGGAGGUCUUCCUGAUAUUUGUAACAGCAUUUUGGAGAAGUGGUUGACAGAAGGGCACAUUAAAUAUAUCCCUGACCAGUUGACAAUAAAUCAGUAUGAACCUGGGCAGGGAAUUCCUCCUCACAUUGAUACACAUUCUGCUUUUGAGGAUGAGAUCAUCUCUCUCAGUUUGGGAGCAGAGAUUGUCAUGGAUUUUAAGCACCCAGAUGGUCACACAGUAUCAGUUAUGCUGCCUCAACGGAGUUUGCUGGUGAUGACAGGAGAAUCUAGAUACCUUUGGACCCAUGGUAUCACACCCAGAAAAUUUGAUGUUAUUCAGGCAUCUGAGGGUCAGAAAAGUGGAAUUAUUACUAAUGAUGUUGGAAACCUAACAUUAAAUAAAAGAGGAGUGAGGACCUCAUUUACAUUUAGAAAAGUGAGGAGAACACCUUGUGACUGCAGUUACCAUUUGGUCUGUGACAGUCAGAGAUGUCAUCAAAAUGAAACUUUACCCUCCUUCCCAGAGAAUGACAAAAAAGCCUCAGAACUGGAACGGGAGUAUGUUCAUAGAGUUUAUGAGGAAAUAGCUGAACACUUCAGCAGCACAAGGCAUACCCCGUGGCCCCAAAUUGUGGCAUUCUUGAAAGCUUUACCAAAGGGCUCAGUAGUGGCAGAUAUUGGGUGUGGAAAUGGAAAAUAUCUGGGCCUCAGCAAGGAUAUAUAUAUGGUUGGUUGUGAUCGCAGUCAAAACCUUGUUGAGAUAUGUGGUGAAAGGCAGUUUGAGGCUUUUGUCUGUGAUGCUCUAGCUGUACCCAUUCGAAGUGAGACAUGUGAUGCCUGCAUUUCCAUUGCUGUUAUUCACCAUUUUGCAACAGCAGAACGAAGACUGGCAACCCUCCAAGAAUUAGCUCGACUCCUGAGGCCAGGAGGAAAGGCUCUCAUUUAUGUCUGGGCAAUGGAACAAGAAUACAAUAAGCAGAAAUCCAAGUACCUUAGGGAGAGCAGGGAUACUAAAGAAAAGAAAGAGCAUCUCAACAGUGUUGUGAUCCCUGGCACCAGCAGUCAUAAUUCUGUAUGUUCUAUCCCAGCCAUUAAUGACUUGAAGGAUGGAGACUAUAAUACAAAUGGAGUAAGUAAUUCCAAGCUGCCAGUUCACACUAACAGGACCUCUUUCCAUUCUCAAGAUGUACUAGUCCCUUGGCACCUCAAGAAGGACUCUAGGAGAGACAAAGGGUCUGAACCAUUGAAACCAAUACCUGAUCUGGUGGGACCACAUGAUCCAAGCACAGUAUUUCACCGUUAUUAUCAUGUAUUCUGUGAAGGAGAACUGGAAGCAGCCUGUAGAAUGGUAAAUAACAUAAGCAUUGAGCAAAGCUAUUAUGAUCAAGGAAACUGGUGUGUGAUUUUCAAAAAACUCUGACUCAGCACUUCAUAUAGGCAAGAUAUGUUUGAUCAUUUUUAAGAAUUAAUUGACCACUUCUUUAUCUAAAAAGAAGGCCCUCCGGGUAAAGAAAAACUACCAAACACACUUGGUACAAGAUUGAAGAAGCAAAGAGAUGGAGGUUAAUCAGCAGACAUCCAGUCUGUGUGUGUGUAUAUACACACACACACACACACACACACACACACACACACACACACACACUCACUCUACUCUGCCAUCUGGAUGGCUUCAGACAAGGCAUUUAAUUUUUUUUUUCCAUCUGUCAGGUAGGGUCUAUAAUAUAGUUCCUCUUCUCCACUUUUCUCAUAAGGACAUGGCUUUGUAAAAAUAAAUGAAUUAGUUUAUGUAAAUCUUUGAUAGCCUUGCAGUUUUUAUCAUAAUAAUUAAAGGUAUUUUUCCUUAAAGCAUUAAAGGAUGUCUUUAUUUUAAAAUUUUAAUUUCAUAUUCUUUGGAAUUUAUACAGAAAUCACAAUCUGGCAGUAAUGAAUUUCUUUAUUGCAUUUGUAAUAAAAUAAAUUGAAUCUUAUUGACGUUGAAACAAUUAUCCCUUCAGUAGAAAAUAUUUAUGGUCUUGAUUCUGGGUAUGUAUUUAUUUAUUUUGGGGAGUAAGAUUUGGUAAUUCAUAUUAAUCAAGAAGCCCUCUAAUCUUGAGAGUCCUCCAAAGCUUAACCCAGUUCCCUCUUCUUUUUCAUUCUAUACUGUCUCACUGCAUCAGUUCAGUUAUCUUUCUGCAAAUCCCAGAUCCAUAUCAACCUCUAAUUUUUAUUGUUAGACAAUUUCUUUUGCCUCUUAGACAUCUAAAACUCAAUUUCCUUGAUUUUUCUCAAAUUCAGUAUGUCUAAACAGAGCUCAUUGUUUUCCUCCCCAAACCUUCCCCCUUCCAAUCUUCCUUUUACUUCCUUUUUGUUUUUUAAACCCUUACCUUCCAUCUUAGAAUCAAUACUGGGUAUUGGUUCUAAGGCAGAAGAGUGGUAAGGGCCAGGCAGUGGGGUUAAGUGAUUUGCCAUGGGUCACACAGCUGGGAAGUGUCUGAAGUCAGAUUUGAACCCAGGACCUCUUGUCUCUGGGCCUGACUCUCAACCCACUGAGACACCCAGCUGCCCCACUUCCCAUUACUUCUUGAGCACUCCACUGUCUUCUCAGGCACACAGGAUGAUUCGAUGUCAUCCUUAACUUGUCACCCUCACCCAGCCAGACACAGCCAGUUUAUCACCAAAUCUUGUUUCUAUCUUCACAUCUCUCAUAUACUAUGAAAGGAAAUUCUUGAUUCUCUUUGUCUAUUCUGAGUUUACACUUGUGAAAAUGGAAUCCUUUAUUCUCUUUUCCUGGUUGAAAUUAACACUUUGGUUAACAGCAACUUAAAUACCCCUACUUAGUACCUCACCAGAUUGUGAAGACAGGAUUAACUUUCCUUUGUCUGCUUUUGAAUUGAAUCAACAAAAGCUUGUACCCCCUACUUAGCACUAGGUAGAGGAGCUUUCCAUCCAUUUUCAACUCAAUCAGCCAGGAAAUGAGAAUUCACACCUCAGUCUACCAGGAAUCUGUGAACCCUUUUGAUGACUAUUCGCCUCUCCAGAAGGGGAGAAGUGAUUCCCACAAACUCAGCUCCCUGGGCAGUGCUAAGCAGUUUGGAAGCUGUAAUUGGCCCUUGUGAAGAGGGGAAGGGACAAGAAGCCACUAUAAAAGGCCCUGAAUUUUUGGGGCUAGGGAAGUCAACUUCAGGAAGGAAAUCAGCUUCAAGAAGAAAGUCGGGCUCAGGAGUCACCUUCACCUUGAGUCAUUGUCUUGACCUGCUUCUUGGAGGGAACUUGGGUGAGUGGAUAGCUGGCUUUCCCUUCCUGUCUUUUGGAGAGAGUUUAAUUCUCAUUGAAGGUCAACAAGUCCUGGCUGAGUCGAGCACUAACUAAGCAAUGCUUAGUUAGACAGGCUAAUGUCUUCUUUACAAUUUUGUAUUUCUCUACUUUCACUCUUUCUACCUCUUUUAUUUAUUUAUUUAUUCAUUUAUUUAUUCAUUCAUUCAUUCAUUCAUUUAUUUAUUUAUUUUUUGAACCCUUACCUUCUGUCUUGGAGUCAAUACUGUGUAUUGGCUCCAAGGCAGAAGAGUGGUAAGGGCUAGGCAAUGGGGGUCAAGUGACUUGCCCAGGGUCACACAACUAGGAAGUGUCUGAGGCCAGAUUUGAACCUAGGACCUCCCGUCUCUAGGCCUGGUUCUCAAUCCACUGAGCUACUCAGCUGCCCCCUUUCUACCUCUUUUAUAAGUAAAAGCUAUUAAAGUCAUUUCAACUUUGAGCAAUAAUACUUUGAAUCGACAACCACAACUAUUAUUUAUAAUCUUCAUAUAUUUUAGUCAAACCAUUGAAAUUUAAUUCUUAUACUACAUACCUAUUUCUUUAUAUAGCCACAAUUCUAGGUCAUCUCCUCUUGAUUGGCCUACCUGCAAUAGUCUUCAAACUCUGCCUCAAGUUUCUCCUGACUCUGAAACAUAAUCCAGUCAACUGCCCCAAGGCGAUUUUUAUAAAUUGUAGGUCUGACCAUGCCACCCCCUUGCUCGGUGCUCUUUAUUGGUUCCCUAUCACCUCCAGGACUAAAUCCAAAGUCAUAUGUUUGGCAUUUAAAGUUCUUUAUAACCUGACCCCUUCCUACCUUUCUAGUCUUACUUAAUACUCCUUACUUUGCUUCAUAAACUAUGUGGUUCAGUUACAGCUGGCCUACUUGCAGUUCCUUAAACAUGACAGGCCAUCUCCCAUCUUUGCCCUACAUGUCCCCGUGCCUUAAAUGCUCUACUCCUACACUCCUUAGUUUUCCUAGCUUUAUUCACACAACUCAAAGAUCAUCUGUGAUAGGAGGUUUUUCCCAAGGCCCUCCAGCUGCUGUCUUCUUUCAGAUUACCUUCAUCUGCUCUAUAUAUAGGUCUAUGUACCUAGUUGUUUACAUGUAUAUAAAUACAUUUUUAUCAUUUCUUUGUGUCUCCUUUGCUUAGCACUUAGCAAGCAAUUAGUAAAUGUCGACUAAUCAAAAAUAAAGGAUGAUUUGAAUGUCAUUAUGAUCACAAAUUCCAAGUAGGAUAAUUAACCAAAGAUAAACUAAUAGACUCACUGUAGAUCUCCAUAACAGGUAGGUGCUAUUGGCUCUUUCUAAGCCUCUUAAUAAAGCAGCAAAGGGUCUAAUGGCCACAGAUCAGACCUAAUUACAUCCCUCUGGCUAAAGAAAAUAUCCAUUUUACCUUCAAUGGAAAUGUUAGGUUAAAAUAUGGAUGUGUAAUUCAUUUUAUCCCUUGGCAAGCAUGAGAUUGUUCUGUCUGGUUCUUCUCUCCUUCUUAACUGUUCUUUUUCAGUUUUCACUGACUCUUCUUCCUCCUGUUCCUGAAGGCAGUCUCUUAACUUUCCCUGAGCGAUCUCUUUGGCUCCUGUGAGUUUAAUUACCAUUUUUAUGCAGAUGACUCCCAAAUCUAUACCUAUAACCUUGAUAUCCUCUCAUAUUUCAAACUAUUUAUUAGGUGUAUCUACCUCAUUGUUGUUCACUGGCUCAGUUAUAUCUGACAUGUUGUGACUGACUUCAGGAACUGUAUCAAUCCGUGGGGCUUUCUUGGCAUGGACCCUGAAAUGGUUUGUCAUUUCCUUCUCUAAUGGAUCCAGGGGAUCCUUUUGUCAGGCAAUCAGAGGUUAAGUGAUUUGCCCAAGGUCACACAGCUAGAAGUGUCUAAAAUCAGAUUUGAACUUAGGGCUUCCUGACUCCAAGUGCUUUGUGCUCAUAACCACUGCUGCCUCUGUGUCUACCUCAUAUAAUGUCAAAUUCAGCAUUUCCGCAUGGUCCAUAAUGUAAAAGCUCCCUUAGUAAAAGGAAAGGGAUAAAAAACCUGUAUAAAAUAGAGUAAUAAAUUUGCUAGUAGCAUUUUCCUGUUUAACUCCUUUUUGCAGUUUAGUUUAGUAACAAAUACAUAAAUAUGGUACUUCAGCUAUGCUAUUUUGAAUUUGUGCAUUCAUUCAUUCAUUGAGAGCCAUCAGAUACCUUCACUAUUACAAUCCUCUUGAAAUAACACCUGCAAGCAAACACAACAAUUGUUUUGUAUUCAGUGUCACUGCUGAACAGAUGUAAAGUUAGCAUGGUGUGUGAAAGUAGAAAUGCAAAGAGUCUGGUCCAGAACAGAUUCCAGAAAAUGAUAUUAGAGUAUGCUUUACAUUUCCUUCCUUUCUGUUAAGAAAUGAUGAGCUCUGAGAUAAGAAUGUUGUCAUAUCUGCUGUCAGUCCUAAUUACUACCCUCAGUGGUUUUUUGUAAUUGUUUUUCAAAAGAAAAAUGCUGUGGUUGGGGAAUUUUUAAAAAAUGGGCAAAUUAUAGUUAUAUCAAAAUGAAAUGCAUUAGUAAUUUUUUGAAAAUCCAAUAUAUUCCAUUUCUACUUCCCUUAUUUGCUAGCCUAAUGAAUCUGUCAAAAGUUUUGUGUGGCAGGCCUUGCUAUUAGUAAAAAUACCAUGUCCUGAUCAUCUACUUUUUAAACUGUUAAUUUAAAAAACAUGGAAAAACCUACAUGAAAUUAUGAAGACUGCAAUGAGCGGAACCAAGAGAACAUUAUACAACAGAAAUAUUGUUUGAAGAAUAAUUUGCAUAUGUCCACCUUCAGAGGAAAGAACUGAUAAAUAGAAAUAAGCUGGACAUAGUCAAAGGAUGCCUUUUCUAGUGCAGAAAGGGGAAGCGAGGUACCUGGAACUCUAAUGUAACAAACAAACAAAUAAAAUUUUUUUUUAAAUUAAUAAAA